Alternaria atra is the source of this 1020-nucleotide messenger RNA. RefSeq lists its product as uncharacterized. Gene Ontology annotation, molecular function: ATP hydrolysis activity; ATP binding. Gene Ontology annotation, biological process: post-translational protein targeting to endoplasmic reticulum membrane. NCBI's taxonomy places the organism in Eukaryota, Fungi, Ascomycota, Dothideomycetes, Pleosporales, Pleosporaceae. The coding region runs from base 1 to 1020 and encodes 339 amino acids. The transcript is spliced from 3 exons. The record is from RefSeq and is a predicted model, not a curated record. Gene Ontology annotation, cellular component: GET complex.
AUGGCCUCGACCGCGCUCAUCGACGCCGACAUGGCGCCCACGCUACAGUCCAUCCUCGACCAGAAGACGCUCAGGUGGAUAUUCGUCGGCGGAAAGGGUGGUGUAGGAAAGACGACGACAUCGUGCUCCCUCGCAAUCCAGCUCGCAAAGCACCGCAAAUCCGUCCUCCUCAUCUCUACCGACCCCGCGCAUAACCUCUCAGAUGCCUUCAACCAGAAAUUCGGCAAGGAUGCGCGACUCGUAAACGGCUUCGACAACCUCAGCGCUAUGGAGAUCGACCCCAAUGGCAGUAUACAAGAUUUGCUGGCAAGCGGCGCGGAGGAGGGUCAAGAUCCCAUGGCUGGUUUGGGUGGUAUGGGCAAUAUGAUGCAAGAUCUGGCCUUUAGCAUUCCCGGUGUGGACGAAGCCAUGUCCUUCGCUGAAGUGCUCAAGCAAGUAAAGUCCAUGUCGUACGAAGUCAUCAUCUUCGACACUGCGCCCACGGGCCACACGCUCCGCUUCCUGCAGUUCCCCACCGUCAUGGAGAAGGCUCUCUCUAAAGUGUCCCAACUCUCCCGCCAAUUCGGUCCCAUGCUCAACUCCUUCCUCGGCGCAUCCGGCAGAUUACCCAACGGACAAAACAUGGAUGAGCUGGUGGAGAAGAUGGAGAACCUGCGGGAGACGAUUGGAGAAGUCAAUGGCCAGUUCAAGGACGCCGACCUCACUACCUUUGUGUGUGUCUGCAUUCCCGAGUUCUUGAGUCUGUACGAGACGGAGAGAAUGAUCCAGGAACUCAACAGCUACGAGAUUGACACGCAUUCCAUCGUCGUUAACCAGUUGCUGUUCCCCAAACAAGACAACCCUUGCGAGCAGUGCAACGCGCGACGGAAGAUGCAGAAGAAGUACCUGGAUCAGAUCGAGGAGCUCUACGACGAGUUCAACGUGGUCAAGAUGCCACUGUUGGUCGAAGAGGUGCGGGGCAAGGAGAAGCUCGAGAAAUUCAGUGAAAUGCUCGUCAAACCCUUCGUUCCACCGCAGUAG